This is a messenger RNA of Triticum aestivum (bread wheat), 1451 nucleotides long. Its product is annotated as NAC domain-containing protein 86-like. Lineage: Eukaryota; Viridiplantae; Streptophyta; Magnoliopsida; Poales; Poaceae. Gene Ontology annotation, molecular function: DNA binding. The coding region runs from base 648 to 1301 and encodes 217 amino acids. The transcript has 3 exons. Gene Ontology annotation, biological process: regulation of DNA-templated transcription. The record is from RefSeq and is a predicted model, not a curated record.
UGUGAUGAUCGAAAGCACUCAAUUACUCCUUUGUCAGAAUCUAAAGCUAAAAGUUUUGUCUGAUCUAGAUGUCUGAAUGGCUAGCAAUGCAAGCUCAUUGACACUAUAGGGCCUCAUGGCUACAUGAACCUUUCCUUUUCCCUUCUGAAACUUUCUGUUUUACAAUGCUGAUCCCAAGACAGAUGCAUGUGGCAUAGCUCCCAACCCUUGUCUUUAGUCCUCUUCUUCUCUACGACACUUCAAAGAGGCUAAGCUUGUGAGGCACAAAAACAAGUUCAGUGGGCAAAAGAACAUGAUCUAAUGCAAGGUCCAGGCAGGCGGCAUCGUGACAACUUUCUCAUGCUGGUACAGCGCCCCUCCACGACCUACCAGCAUUGGAGAUCAUAAAAGUGUGUUAUCCAGAUAAAAAACAGAACAAAAGUCGGCUCCGUUAAAAGAAAUGAAAAGAAGAUCCUUCGGUGCUGUAAGACGUCCAGAGCCUGCUUGUGUGAGAAUCCUGGAAAGAGAGACACGGCUACUUGUAGGGCAGGCUUUGAAUCAUUUCACGGAGGGGCUAAAGAGCGCAGAAGCUGGACACGGUAGGGAAAGACAAAGGGGAAAGACAAAGAGAAAGAUCGGCAACAAAGGAGGAGGCGAACCAGGAGAUCAUGGCGCCGGUUGGUCUCCCCCCAGGCUUUAGGUUUCAUCCAACUGAUGAGGAGCUUGUGAACUAUUACCUCAAGAGGAAGGUCCAUGGCCAGAGCAUCGAACUCGACAUCAUCCCAGAGGUAGACCUCUACAAGUGUGAGCCUUGGGAGCUAGCAGAGAAAUCGUUCCUGCCCAGUAGAGACCCUGAGUGGUACUUCUUUGGGCCAAGGGAUAGGAAGUAUCCAAAUGGAUGCCGGACGAACCGAGCAACUCGGGCAGGAUACUGGAAAUCAACCGGUAAAGAUCGAUCCAUCAACUACCAGAAGAGGUCAAUCGGUAUGAAGAAGACAUUAGUCUUCUACCAAGGCCGAGCUCCUCAGGGGAUCAGGAGCAACUGGGUCAUGCAUGAGUACCGCAUCGAGGAAAGCGAAUGCAACAACACCAUGGGGGUUCAGGACUCCUAUGCGCUAUGUCGGGUUUUCAAGAAAAAUGUGCCGGCUGGUGAAUUUGAAAAACAAGGGGAAUGCAGCUCAUCACAGGCUAAAGGAAAUCAAGAACAGGUUACAGAAUUCGAGGAUGCUGGAGAGUCCUCAACUGCAAACGAGAAUGACAAAGACAAUUCUUGGAUGCAGUUCAUAGUGGAAGACCUGUGGUGCAGCAACAAAACCAAGUAAUGAACUAGAGAAUGCAGCUUGCUCAACAUGAUCUAACCAGAAAAUCCAGCACUAGUUACACUGCGUAUCUUUGUAUAUGUUUGAUAAAAACACUUCUCACUUUGGACAGUAUGAACACUUAAGUUUGGACUCUGAUUCUUGAUGUAGGCU